This is a messenger RNA of Fomitiporia mediterranea MF3/22, 1173 nucleotides long. RefSeq lists its product as uncharacterized. Bases 21 to 1013 code for a protein of 330 amino acids. Lineage: Eukaryota; Fungi; Basidiomycota; Agaricomycetes; Hymenochaetales; Hymenochaetaceae. The record is from RefSeq and is a predicted model, not a curated record. The transcript is spliced from 6 exons.
GGUCCUUAGCGCGGUGCACCAUGUCGGACUCGCCAGAUAUUGUUUUUGAGCGAUCAUACUACAUCGGCAUCGUCUUCCAUGCUAUGCUUUAUGGCAUGGACAUAUAUAUGUAUUUUCAAUCCCUUUAUCUGCUGCUGAAUUCACGGAGGAAUGAGUUCUACCAGAGCAGUCGGAUAUAUGUCAUUGUUGGUGGCAUUAUGCUCUUUUUAUAUACGUUUGCUUUUGCCGCGGAUGCGGUAUAUGGGCAACUGAUGUGGAUUGAGCACAGAGACUUUCCUGGCGGUCCCGUAGCUUACUUUGUGGCAAAUAGUUCCAUCUGGAUCCAGACGUUAGGGACGCUCAGUGGUCAAAUAUCAAUGUGGAUGGGAGACGGUCUUUUGCUCUAUCGCUGCUGGAUAGUGUGGAAUACCUGGAAAGUCACGAUUUUCCCUUUCCUGAUAUAUCUCUUCUCAAUAAUAUUUGGCUUAAUCACACUCGUGGAGAGUGCACUACCGGGGGCGAAUUUUUUCCGUGGAAAUCCAGUGAAUUUCGGCGUUCCUUGGGUCGCGCUAUCCGUGGCACUCAACAUCGUAGCUACCACACUUAUCUGCACUCGUAUAAUGAUUGCACGUCGCCAGCUGAACAAGGCACAAAAUACGAAUGAUCGCAUGCCUGAAUACACGGGUGCAAUGGCUAUCUUGGUUGAAUCGUCUUUGCCUGUCAGUCUUCUGGGAAUUGUAUUUGCAGUUACGUUUGGGAAGAACCUGGACAUCAGCUUAGCCUUCACGCAAAUAUGGGGAGUCUCUGUGGUCCUUUCUCCGCAAUUCAUUAUUCUCAGAGUUGCAAUGGGAAGAGCAUGGACCCGGAAAGUCGCCUCUCAAUUCUCCAGCUCGAUACGGUUUACUGGUAUAUCUACGACACGAGUCAGCGAUGGUGUACACACCUUCGACUCACGAGAGAAAGGUUCCACUGCACUUGCGGGAGGAAAGAGCGCGCCAUCAUUGGUAGAUUCACAGACGAAAUCUGAGGUAUAAGUUAUGAAUGUGGAGGCUCAAGUGCAAAUGUAAUAACCUAUAAUUCCGUUCCAAACGACGAGAUGGACUUAACAAAAGAGUUAUCUAUUGGCAACUACUAUUCUGUUUCCGUGUAUCCAUAUAUACCGUAUACAGCUCGUGCUAUAUGGACGAUGUAUGC